AUGCCAGAGCAUCGGAGGAGGACGAAGCUGGUAAUGUGUUGGGCGUGGACGAGCAGGUGUGCUAGGGGCAAGAAGCGGAUCAGAUCGAGCGUGGACGAAGUUGCAACUCUGCGACGACUCACGGCAUCGCGCACGACAAUUCACCCAGAUGGGGCGGAGGUCAACAGGGUCGGCAUGUCGAGCAUGUCCAAUAUGUCCAACGUGUCUGAGCGUUUUGUGAUGGCCGAUCUGCAACGUCAUUCUGUGGCACGGUUUCCACAAAUCACACAGCUCGAUGGGUACGUUUCGGAAGUAUCCCAUACUCGCUUUAGCACCGGCAGCGUAUCCCAUCCACAAGCCUCGGAAGCUAAUCUCUUCGACGAAAAAUUAAAGCGAAGAACGCGUGUUUCGGAUGAAACACUCGAUUGUGACGUAGAGGAAUGGAAGGCGCCUCCGUUCCCUCCGGAACCAAACCCGAUGAUUGUUCAAACCGUGUUCCAGCAAACGCUCUUUAGUGAGCGAGGACCAGCAGAUGUUCCGUUACCUCCACCGACACCUGAUGAGUCCUGUGCCAUUCCAGAUCCAUGCUCCCGGAGCCCGAAAACCCCUCCAGGAGAGCCACCUUCACAGCUCUCACAAUGGAUGAAGGAUCGCGUGUGCUUGCAUGAUGCGCACCUCGCCAAUAGAGCUUUGGAGCUGCACAGGAAACUUCCAGAGACCCAAACGCCAACAUCCUGCAAUCUACCUUCGACGACAUUUACGCCACGAGAACGCGUGACGCAGGUCAACUCGUUGAUGCUUUCCCCUGACCUCCGUCGACCGUCCAACACGAUCUACGGGGUGGCACAGGUUCCUCCCCUUCAAGACCACCGCGAAUGCGAAGCUUCGAUCUUAGAAUCACUUUUUCAAUACGGCCUGCAUCAGAGGGCCAGACGCAUAAGAUCCACUAUACGGACCUCAUUCACUCCUGAUAGUCUACCCUCUGUUGGCGAGCGUCCCAUACGGUGGUGGCAUGAGCAUGCAGGCGGCCAGAGCGAGAGCAGCGACGGCGAGGCAUCCGUGGGAGAGCGGCCAUGGCCGAGGUGGUGGAGGCGUAUGAGUCUUGUAAGCAGGACUCGAGCAGCGGCACGGGUUCAGCUUUUUCCGUACUCCAUAGUUCCGUCUGUCCCUCUGACGAGAGAGACACAAGUCCGUGCACCAUCACCACCACAAAACCAAGGACAUGUUCCGUCCAGCGUGUUUCCGCGUAAGCAUAUUGCGAGUGAAGAUUCUGUGGGUGAAUAUGAGUGGUUUGAUCCGGACGCGAUUGGUAUUGCUCUUUGA
Messenger RNA from Verruconis gallopava, 1302 nucleotides. RefSeq lists its product as uncharacterized. Lineage: Eukaryota; Fungi; Ascomycota; Dothideomycetes; Venturiales; Sympoventuriaceae. The coding region runs from base 1 to 1302 and encodes 433 amino acids. The record is from RefSeq and is a predicted model, not a curated record. The transcript has a single exon.